AUGUCUUCCUUCACGAACUCCCCGAAAAGCGCUGUAGAAGUGGCCAACACGUCGAUGGAAGACAACAGCAGGAGUGAGAAGAAAACAGGUGAUGUGAUGGAGGCUGUUCAUAAGCUUUUCCACCGUCUUGAGCGGCAGAUAGAGAUGACCAAGCCGGCCAAUACUAUUCAUUAUAUAGUAGACAUGCUAUGCCAUUAUUACCCGGAGCAUCUGCGUGGGUUUGCUGCCAUUUGGAGCAUGGACCCAGACGUGCAGAGGGAGAAGAUUGAUGUUGCCAACUUCUUCCGCGUGAACAAGAUGUCGGCGGAAAUAGCUGCGCAUUUCAUCAGCGCCGGCUACGACACAGUUGAGACGUUAGAGAGUCUUACACCAGGUGACUUGCAGGACAUUGAGGCCUUCAGUAAAGCCAAGUGGCUGCCAGGCCAUAAGGUGACGAUCAGACUCCGGAUUUCGCCUCUCUAG
Perkinsus marinus ATCC 50983 is the source of this 462-nucleotide messenger RNA. RefSeq lists its product as hypothetical. The record is from RefSeq and is a predicted model, not a curated record. NCBI's taxonomy places the organism in Eukaryota, Perkinsozoa, Perkinsida, Perkinsidae. Gene Ontology annotation, molecular function: nucleotide binding. Bases 1 to 462 code for a protein of 153 amino acids. The transcript is spliced from 4 exons.